Molecule: messenger RNA, 492 nt
Organism: Penicillium expansum
Lineage: Eukaryota; Fungi; Ascomycota; Eurotiomycetes; Eurotiales; Aspergillaceae
Exons: 1
Coding region: 1-492 (163 amino acids)
Source: RefSeq, a predicted model, not a curated record
AUGACCGUCACUACCACCGUGGUCAAAGGGCCGUUGAAUCUUGGCAACCUACCUUCGGUGUUCUCGACCAACCCGAUUCUCUCUUGGUACGCUAAAUAUGCGGUGGACUUCAGCAUCGCCAAAACCACAACACCCCCGACCAAAUACUACGCCUCCACUGCGACCCUGGUGAACACUGAUGCGUCUACCAUCUCUGGGGCUAAGGAGAUUUGGGACUACUACAUCGGUAUCUACGGACAAUUCGAACGUUGUGAGCAUGACCUAAUCUCAAUCACUGUGUUGAGUGAUGAAACAACUGGCAAGCAUACCUUGAUUGUGGAGACUACAAACAACUUGCAUCUCAAAGGUGGAAAGGGAAUAGUACCUCUGGCCCAAGCUUUUGUCUACGAGAUUGCCAAAUCUGAGGGGGGAUGCGGCACGGAUGGUCUACAAAUCUGGCACUUGAAUUGUUACUUCGAUAGGGGUUUACUGGAGAGGGCUGCGAGCAGCUGA